This is a messenger RNA of Misgurnus anguillicaudatus (oriental weatherfish), 2226 nucleotides long. RefSeq names its product pyruvate dehydrogenase complex component X (gene pdhx). Gene Ontology annotation, biological process: pyruvate decarboxylation to acetyl-CoA. NCBI's taxonomy places the organism in Eukaryota, Metazoa, Chordata, Actinopteri, Cypriniformes, Cobitidae. Gene Ontology annotation, molecular function: acyltransferase activity. The record is from RefSeq and is a predicted model, not a curated record. Gene Ontology annotation, cellular component: mitochondrion; pyruvate dehydrogenase complex.
AUAUUUAACAUGUUAAAUAUUUAUGAUUCGCGAUCGGAGCGGAUCCGACGUUCUUCCAAUCAGGGACACUCAUAACACACCUCACACCAAGGAAAAUUUUGAUAAAAUAAUCUGUAGAGAACCAUCAAGAUAAUCGGGACAUAACUAAUUGUUGGAAGGGCGGAAAUCGGCCGAAAAUCAACCCGAUUAUCAUUUGGUGUGUACCCAGCAUAAGUGUAGGCUACUUAUUGGUGUUAUUUUGAGACACCAUGAAUAUAAACAAAAAUGUGCUAAAAGUACUCCAGUACAGCAGGUGGCGGGAACGCGCCGCUUACUCUGCUGCGUGACGACUCAUGAGCACGAGCAAAUGCUGUAAGGACACAGUCAUGGCGUCGUGCAUACGCUUAUUGCGCGGACCUCUUAGAUUAAUGAUCACACACAAUGCAUUAAUAUCACAAAGUAAAUUAAUCCCGCAUAGUAAAAGUCAAUGGAGCGCGAGCUGGACCUGCAGACAUUUGUUUCAGUCGUCGUCAGUAUGGGAAGACACAUCAGAUCAAGCACGGUUGUUUAAAGCACCUCGACUUUUGAUGUUUUAAAGGGUUGCUCCUCUGAAGGUCCAGAUGCCUGCACUCUCACCCACCAUGGAGGAAGGAAAUAUUGUCAAAUGGCUCAAGAAAGAAGGUGAUGUUGUCGAGGCUGGGGACGCUCUUUGUGAAAUUGAGACCGAUAAGGCUGUGGUUGUUAUGGAGUCCAAUGAGGAUGGAAUCCUUGCCAAAAUACUUGUGCAGGAAGGCAGUCGAGGUGUGCGUUUGGGAACUCUCAUUGCUUUGAUGGUUGGUGAAGGUGAAGACUGGAAAGAAGUUGAGAUCCCGCGCCUUGACCCCAUAACACCAGCUACAGCUCCGCCUACUGCAGCUGACCCCACCUCUCCUGUGGCCCCGAUCCAUCCACCUGCAACAGUCAAGGCGUUACGUUUGAGUCCAGCUGCGAGACACAUUUUGGACACACAUGGUCUGGACGCUGAUCUGGUGACGCCUACAGGCCCACGAGGUCUUGUUACUAAAGAAGAUGUUCUGAAUCUGUUGAAUCAGCGGGGUAAAGGCCAAGCUGCUCCUCCUGCAAGAGCUGCUACUUCUCCUGCCCCAACCCCACCUCAACCGGCUGCCCCCACCACUGGUCGCCCCACUUACCCACCUGUUUCUGUCCCUGGUAAACCUGGAGCUCCGGGCACGUUCACAGAGAUACCAGCCUCAAAUGUUAGGAGAGUCAUCGCUCAGAGAUUAACGCAGUCGAAGACCACCAUACCUCACGCGUAUGCUUCAGUUGAAUGUGAUCUCAGUGCUGUCACGAAGCUCAGAAAAUAUCUGGCCAAAGAAAACAUCAAGGUGUCAGUCAAUGACUUCAUCAUUAAGGCUGCUGCUGCUACACUCAGAGAGAUGCCAGAGGUGAAUGUGAUUUGGUCCCCUGAGGGACCUCGAGCUCUUGACUCCAUUCACAUCUCUAUUGCCGUAGCAACACCGCGGGGUCUCAUCACACCCAUCAUUAAAGAUGCUGCUAACAAAGGCCUUCAGGAGAUCGCUUCCAGUGCAAAGGCUUUGGCCCAGAAAGCUCGGGAUGGGAAACUAUUACCAGAGGAGUAUCAGGGAGGAUCAUUCAGCAUCUCUAAUCUGGGAAUGUUUGGCAUCAGUGGAUUUAGUGCAGUUAUAAAUCCUCCUCAAGCGUGUAUUUUGGCUGUGGGCAGUACCAGGACUGAAGUCAGGUUGACAGAACAGAACCAGGAUAGUUUGACUCCUGUCCUCUGUACUCAAGAGCUACUGACUGCUACGUUAUCCAGUGAUGGACGUCUAGUAGAUGAUGAACUUGCUUCACGCUUUCUGCAGAAAUUUCGUUCAAACCUUGAGCAACCCCAACGUUUGAGCCUGGCAUAGAAAGUCAACAAUGUCAUCUAAAGCAACAUGAGCUUCAAGUGAAAAUAGGGUGAAAUAUGGUGAAAGUUACUGCUUAUUUAUUCAUUAAGAUGUAUAUAAAGUUGUAUGAAGCACCAGGAGUCUCUUUUAAGUCUAGGCUCCAUUAAUAAACUUUAGUUAUUAUAAUACCAUAACAGGAUUUUUUCAGGUAUAAUUAAGUCGCUUACGCAAAAAUAAAUUCAUUAUAUACAACUAUUGUCACAUUACAAAAAAAGUCAAAGCCAUCACAUCAUGUUUGGUCUGUUUGCUUUAUCUGAUAAUAAACUUGUCUUCUGCUGUA